AGGACAACGGGCGUUGCCGGCGCCUUGUGACUCCGGGCUGUGGGCGCGCUCGCGGCUCUUCGGCCAUGGUUUUCUCAAAUAAUGAUGAAGGCCUUAUUAACAAAAAGUUACCAAAAGAACUUCUCUUAAGAAUAUUUUCCUUCUUGGAUAUAGUAACUUUGUGCCGAUGUGCACAGAUUUCCAAGGCUUGGAACAUCUUAGCCCUGGAUGGAAGCAACUGGCAAAGAAUAGACCUUUUUAACUUUCAGACAGAUGUGGAGGGUCGAGUAGUGGAGAACAUAUCAAAGCGGUGCGGUGGAUUCCUGAGGAAGCUCAGCUUACGCGGCUGCAUUGGCGUGGGGGAUUCCUCCUUAAAGACCUUUGCACAGAACUGUCGAAACAUCGAACAUUUAAACCUCAAUGGAUGCACAAAAAUCACUGACAGCACGUGCUAUAGCCUUAGCAGAUUUUGUUCCAAGCUGAAACAUCUGGAUCUGACCUCCUGUGUGUCCAUUACAAACAGCUCCUUAAAGGGCAUCAGUGAGGGCUGCCGAAACCUGGAGUACCUGAACCUUUCUUGGUGUGAUCAGAUCACGAAGGAGGGCAUUGAGGCACUGGUGCGAGGUUGUCGCGGCCUGAGAGCCCUGCUUCUCCGGGGCUGCACACAGUUGGAAGAUGAAGCUCUGAAGCACAUUCAGAAUUACUGCCAUGAGCUUGUGAGCCUCAACUUACAGUCCUGUUCACGUAUUACAGAUGAAGGAGUCGUGCAGAUAUGCAGGGGCUGCCACCAGCUGCAGGCCCUCUGCCUCUCGGGCUGCAGCAACCUCACAGACGCCUCUCUUACAGCCCUGGCGUUGAACUGCCCAAGACUUCAGAUUUUGGAGGCUGCUCGAUGUUCCCAUCUGACUGACGCAGGCUUUAUACUUUUAGCUCGGAAUUGCCAUGACCUGGAGAAGAUGGAUCUUGAAGAAUGCAUCCUGAUAACCGACAGCACACUCAUCCAGCUCUCCGUUCACUGUCCUAAACUGCAAGCCCUGAGUCUGUCCCACUGUGAGCUCAUCACAGAUGACGGGAUCCUGCACUUGAGCAACAGCACCUGUGGCCACGAGAGGCUGCGGGUAUUGGAGCUGGACAACUGCCUCCUCAUCACUGACGUGGCCCUGGAGCACCUGGAGAACUGCCGUGGCCUGGAGCGCCUCGAGCUGUAUGACUGCCAACAGGUCACCCGCGCAGGCAUCAAGCGCAUGCGGGCUCAGCUCCCCCAUGUCAAAGUCCAUGCCUACUUUGCUCCUGUUACCCCGCCUACAGCUGUGGGGGGAAGUGGACAGCGACUCUGCAGGUGCUGCGUCAUUCUCUGACAGCCACUGCCUGGGCUGAAGGCAUGGAGGAGUUCCUUCUGCCAGAAAGACCGGAGCUGCUGACCUCUCCACCAUCACCCAACUGUCUCUCCAUCAAGGAAGGCAUUUACAGGUAAAGAUUUCUGUAGGAUCACAGUGACUCUGGUGACAGUGUUCACUUUUACAUGCUGCGGUGCAGUCCAAUCAAUGCCUUGUUCAGUUAACACUUGGCAAGUGCGGUUCCAGUUUAGCCAGGGCCAUGUGAGAAGCCUGGCUUUCUUCAGAUGUGGGUGGCUGCCUAACUCCAGAAUUCCUGCCCUCGGCUUUAGCAGCAUUCUUCAAACACCAUCAGUGUUAGCACAAAUUGAACAGAAAAAGACAAGCUGUUGAUUUUCUACCUGAUACUUAAGCCAGUGGCCUACUUUAAUUCACAUGAUUCCAUUUUGUGAACUUUUCCACUUUACCAACUUUAUCAAAGUGACUGUACUGCAAAUGUAGUCUAAGUAGAGACUUACGUGGAAGGCAAGUUAAUAGGUUUCCACGAGACACCAAAGAAAUGAGGACUCUAAACUGGGUAGAGCAAGGUCUUCACCUUUCUGUCAACUUGUCAUACACAUUUCCUGGGACCAAAAACACCUCAGAGUUUGUGUUGCCCGAGUGGAAAUUAUGAGCUCUGGUGGAUGUUACAGCAUGUUUUUGUUAUAGGAAUAAGCUAAUCCUGUCAUCUCUCCCAAACUUUGGGGACCUUACAGAAAGAGAACUAAUUAAGGCUUGAGUUACCUAUAAUAUUAAAAAAUAAUGAAUGGAUGCAUGCAGAACAGGUGUGAUUUCUUUCCCAAGUUUAUUUUUAAAUUUUAGAAAUGAAGUUACACCAGAACUAUUCAAAAACAUUACACUUAAAAAUUCAAUCAUGUGUUGGCACUCAUAUAAAUGAAUAAGCCAUUGCAAUGUCAGAGGAUUUUAUUGCUAUACUCGUAUGGCAGACCUGAGUAAAACCAUUUUCCAAAUUUAGACCCUCCUCUAAUGUUCUGAUUUUCUGCUCCAUGCUGUUCACCCUUGUGAUCUUGAUUAAAGAUUAAGAACCCAUCAUGGUUUUCAGUGUGACCCUCUAUGUUAAUGGUAGUGGACCUUUCCUAGCAACCAGACUCUGGUUCAGAGCUAAGAGAAACUAAGGUAGGACAGCAAAACCGAGGUGUUUUCCAAUGACUAGUGCUUCUUCAUUUGGUUGGACAGUUUCAGAAGGAUUUGGAAUACAACGCCUUAGCUGCUUUCUUAGGGAGAGAAGGCAGGUAAAUAUGUAAGCGUUAAAAGUCCAGAUAGUCUAUUCCCUUAUGGAUGUACCCCAGCAUUUCCUGAUCUAAAAUUAUUUAAAUAACACUAUCGUCUACAAGGCUCAACACCUCCUGACCUGAUGUAAAUUAAGUCACUGACCAAGACAGGAGAACCUCUGAUAAGGAAAUGAGGUUUGCUACUCUCCAAAGCGUGGAACAGUUACUGGCCUACCUUGAAAGCUUUGAGAAAACAAAUGAAUAGAACACACUGACCUGUGGUCUGUUGUGGCCUUGGAACCCCUUGACUUGAGGUGACAUUGGUAGAAACUGGAAUUUUAAAU
This is a messenger RNA of Condylura cristata (star-nosed mole), 2928 nucleotides long. It is a transcript of the gene FBXL2, whose product is annotated as F-box and leucine-rich repeat protein 2. NCBI's taxonomy places the organism in Eukaryota, Metazoa, Chordata, Mammalia, Eulipotyphla, Talpidae. Gene Ontology annotation, biological process: SCF-dependent proteasomal ubiquitin-dependent protein catabolic process. Gene Ontology annotation, cellular component: SCF ubiquitin ligase complex. The transcript is spliced from 15 exons. The coding region runs from base 66 to 1337 and encodes 423 amino acids. The record is from RefSeq and is a predicted model, not a curated record. Gene Ontology annotation, molecular function: protein binding.